Molecule: messenger RNA, 1971 nt
Organism: Oryza sativa Japonica Group (Japanese rice)
Lineage: Eukaryota; Viridiplantae; Streptophyta; Magnoliopsida; Poales; Poaceae
Product: double-stranded RNA-binding protein 5-like
Molecular function (GO): double-stranded RNA binding
Source: RefSeq, a predicted model, not a curated record
AGAAGGUGUCUCUGCCCCCCAUCUCACCCUCCCCACUCUGCCCUACUUUCUCUCUCUACACCCAUACCACAACCAUAGUAUUGUCUAGAGAGAGAAACAAACAACAAUGGCCAGUAGUGAGAGAGUGAAGCUAGAGUGAGAAAGAGAGGGAGAUGAGCAACAAGAAGAAGAAAUAAAGAAGAGGGGAGAGCAAAGCAAUGCACCAUUUGGUACUCCUCCUACUAGAGUAGUAGUAGUACCACUACCACUAGUAAACACACUCUCACCUUCAUCUUCUUCUCCUUCCUCCAUCUCCCAAUCUCCCCAAGAACACCUAAUCUAAUCUCUCUCCCUCCUCUCUCUCUAUUGUCCAUCAAUGGAGAUGAUGAUGCCAUGAUCAAAUGAUGAGAGAAGAAGAGGAGUAGAGAGGGAGGGGGUGGGGAGGAGAGAGAGACGAAGGAGGAGGAUCGAUGUACAAGAACCAGCUGCAGGAGCUGGCGCAGAGGAGCUGCUUCAGCCUGCCGUCGUACGUGUGCACGAGGGAAGGGCCCGACCACGCGCCGCGGUUCAAGGCCACCGUCACCUUCAAUGGCGAGACCUUCGACGGGCCAUCCAACUGCACCACGCUCCGGCAGGCCGAGCACGCCGCCGCCGAGGUCGCCCUCGCCCGCCUCUCCCUCCGCGGCCCCUCCUCCUCCCUCACCGCCCGCGUGCUCGAUGAGACGGGGGUGUACAAGAAUUUGCUGCAGGAGACGGCGCACAGGGCGGGGCUGAAGCUGCCGGUGUACACGACGGUGAGGUCGGGGCCCGGGCACUCGCCGGUGUUCUCGUCGACGGUGGAGCUCGCCGGGAUGAGCUUCGCCGGUGACCCUGCGAAGACCAAGAAGCACGCCGAGAAGAACGCCGCCAUGGCCGCAUGGUCCUCGCUCAAGCAGAGUAAUAUCAGAACGACUGUAUCGCCAUUGGUGUUUGAUCUUGUUUGGAUCGUGUGUCAUGGAGGAGACGUGUUCGUGGUUGUUUGGUGCAGUGCCGGAGGCGCGCAAGGAGCCCGGCGGCGGCGGCGGCGAGGAGCAGGAGCAUGUGGUCGUCGCCAGGGUGCUCGCCGCGCUGAAGCCGCGGGACGAUUGCGGCGGCGGCGGUGGCGAAGGGAAGGCGGCGGCGGCGUCUCUACCGAAGAAGCAUCUCGCCGGCGCGUCUUGUUCGUCCGCCACGUCGCUGUACAGACAUCAAUGGGGGCGUCCGUCGCCGCCGCCGCCGGCGGCCGGACCCAAGAUACUGCCUCCCCUGCACCUGCUGCAGCAGCAGCAAGCGGCGGCGUCCGGCUCCCGAGCCGCCGCCGCCGAGCUGGAGCAAGAGCGGAGGAAGGCCGCCGAGCUGGUGCACAUGCUGCACGCCGUCAUGCUGCGCGACAGGGCGGCCGACGCAAUGCCGCCGCCGAUGCCGUGCUACUACGCGCCGUACUACCACCACGGCGGCGGCGUCGCCCCGACGAGGCCCUUCGCCGGCGCCGCCGGGUUCCACGCGCCGCCGGCGGUGAGCGUCCGUUCAGUGAUCCCGGUCUGCGCCGCGCCACCGUCGCCGCGGCCGCCGCCGCGCAAGGAGGACGAUCCAGCGACCUCAUCCAAGAGGGCGUAGUAGUAGUAAAAACUAGUAUCCAAUCAAUCGCGCAGCCUGCUCCGAUCUGAAGACGACGACGAGGAAGACGAUGAGAGAUCGAUGGGUAGCCAUGAACUCUGCUUCUUGCAGGGGAAUUUUGAUCACAAGUCUCCCUGUAUAUCUAAAUCGUUGCAAAGUGAUCAGCAUUUCUUCUUCUUCUCAUCUCUUUGCUGCUGAAAUCUUCAGAAAAGAAGCAGACCAUGAAGGAUUGAAGAUAGUUGAAUAUAGCUCGAUCGAUCGAUCUCCUAGGGCUUCAUUAGAAGCCAUCCAUCCAUGCUUUGUCGCAUGAAAAAUUUUAAGCUCAUGAGAAUGCACAUUACAUUUCUUUCCCUUGUU